CCGUCAGCUGACGGCGCCGCCGCUGGGGGUGGCGGCGGGGGGCGGGCGCCGGCACUCGGGGUUGGCCGCACCGCCGAUCGCAGCCUCUGCCGGGCCUGAGGCCGAGCCGCCGCCGCCAUGCCCUCGGAGAAGAGCUUCAAGCAGCGCCGCACCUUCGAGCAAAGAGUUGAAGAUGUACGACUGAUCCGAGAUCAGCAUCCGACUAAAAUACCGGUGAUCAUUGAAAGGUACAAGGGGGAGAAGCAGCUUCCAGUUUUGGAUAAGACCAAGUUCCUGGUACCAGAUCACGUCAACAUGAGCGAGCUAAUCAAAAUUAUCAGGCGACGCCUGCAGCUGAACUCCAACCAGGCCUUCUUCCUCCUGGUGAACGGACACAGCAUGGUGAGCGUCUCCACGCCCAUCUCCGAGGUGUACGAGAGCGAGAAGGACGAGGACGGCUUCCUGUACAUGGUGUACGCCUCUCAGGAGACUUUCGGAGCGCAAUCUUCCGUCUAGGACACGCAAGCGGCUUCUAGCCUAGGAUUUCGGUUGACCCUUGGCCAUCACCCCCACUCUUCCCCACACGCACCCCAGGGAAAGAAACGGAUGUCACCUACGCUCUCAGUACCUUAGCAUAGUCUUGCUUUAGCAGGUGUCUUAUCUUACCUUGCCUUGUUUGUGACUAUUAAACAGUACAGACGAGCGCCUCCAGCUUUGAAACCUGCUGUCAUAUUCCACACAGGCACAUUUACAUUUCUGGACUUGACGAAUGGAACCCAAUUGUGCAUGUGACGCUUGCAAAUAAAGGGACACUCGAUUGACUUUAACGAGCAAACGGGCACCAGUGAGGAGCUAAAGUGUUUCAUGUGGCAGUUUUCUGGAGAAUCUCCCUAUGAUUCCUUAAAGCUUUUCUUUUUUUUUUUUUUUUAAUGGGAGGGCUUCUAAUGAGAGCAAACGUGUUUUAAUGUUCCAAAGCGGAGCUCUGCCUUCUGCAGCUCGGUGAGAUCUGCGUCGGUGCUGCAGCGCGUUAAGGCGAGCGCUUGGGGUGAGCCGGGGGAGUGCAGCUCCUCGUCUCCUCUUCUUUUGGCACCGCUGACUUAGGGACGGCGCCGCUUUCUGAAAUAACUCAUACCAAACACCACAGCUUUAUUUAGAGUUUUAGGAAGCGUUAAAUGUAAAAUACGCACCUGGACAGGUAACACUGAAAUAAACUCCAGUCUGUCGUCAAUUUCCAACGCCUGCGUGUUCAGUGAAACGCUGUUGUUCGUAGGGGCUUGCUUCCAAAAGAUCCACCCUCCGAGCUGCAGGUGGCUGCUCCCCGGCCUGGGAGGAGGCGAAGGGCACGGCCGCCUGCAGGGUGGCUGGUGGGAAGCGAGCUGCUGCGUGUAAAGCCAGGCGGACGGCUUUGUUAACACACCUCCAUCCUGAGCGCGGGGCUCAGACGUGCUGCUGGCAUUAAGAACCCGCCCUGCCGCUUGUUUUGCAUGUUGCGGGCAGAGCCGCUUCCUAAGGGCUCCUCACGGCCGGGAGCUGGUGCCGGGAUGUGAGGAACAAAGCGUUUUUUCCAUCGCCGAGUCUCCUGCCUGGAAGCUCGGUGUGGCUGCUGUCCUGAGCGGGGAGCAGCAGAGGAAGGCUGUCUGCUAGGCCCGGUGUUUUUCCUCUAGAGUCGUCGUCAAGUGAAGCGUAGCAGGAUGAGAUUCCUCUUGUAUAUUACGUGUCUGUGAACUAACUCCAUCUGUUACUGGAAGCUAACUUACUCUAAUGGGGGGGGGGGAGAAGAAGCAAUACUACUGCGUCUUGGCACUCGAGCUCAGUAAGGUGUACAGUUUGUACCUACCUACACCUCUUUGCAUGCAUCUCGUUCACAGUGCUUACUUCAUGAUUUUUUUUAAUGUUCUUUGUGUUUUUACUCCGGCGUAAACUUUCAAACGCAGCUCGUUCUCCGUUUAGUUUCGUUCGUGUAAGGAACUGUUUAACUCACGACUGACAACCAGACCUGUAAUUACAAACGUGAUCGACUGAUAUUCCUGUACAAAUGUUGCUUUUUUUAAAAAUUAAUACAGUGCUGAUAGGGAUGGAUCACAUCCCAACUUAA
Numida meleagris (helmeted guineafowl) is the source of this 2074-nucleotide messenger RNA. RefSeq names its product microtubule associated protein 1 light chain 3 beta (gene MAP1LC3B). The record is from RefSeq and is a predicted model, not a curated record. Gene Ontology annotation, biological process: autophagy of mitochondrion; cellular response to nitrogen starvation; macroautophagy. Gene Ontology annotation, molecular function: ubiquitin protein ligase binding. The transcript has 4 exons. The coding region runs from base 118 to 495 and encodes 125 amino acids. Gene Ontology annotation, cellular component: autophagosome; cytosol; autophagosome membrane. NCBI's taxonomy places the organism in Eukaryota, Metazoa, Chordata, Aves, Galliformes, Numididae.